UUGCGUUGAGAGAAACAUAUACGGAGCUAGGGUUUCCAAAAACAGCUCUCUCCUCCUUCUUCCUCCUCCUCCUCAUCCCACGUACAAAAAAAUUAAAUUUUAUUCCCGAAACGAAACACACGUAACCGUACGAUAUGGCUAUCUUCAACACUCACAACCCAUGGGCCUUUGCUUUCGGUUUACUCGGCAACAUCAUCUCCUUCUGCGUGUUCCUCUCUCCCAUGACGACCUUCUAUAGAAUAUGGAAGAAAAAGUCGACCGAAGGAUUUCAUUCGCUGCCGUAUGUGGUGGCGCUCUUCAGCGCGAUGCUGUGGCUUUACUAUGCUACGCAGAAGAGCGACGUCUUCCUUCUCGUCACCAUUAACUCCUUCGGCUGCUUCAUCGAGACCAUCUACAUCUCCCUCUUCAUCGCCUUCGCCAACAAGAAAGCUCGGAUGUUUACGUUGAAGUUGCUUCUGCUUAUGAACUUUGGAGGAUUCUGCUUGAUCCUCCUCCUCUGCCAAUUCUUGGCAAAAGGGUCGACCCGCGCAAAGAUCAUAGGAGGAAUCUGUGUCGGAUUCUCGGUCAGCGUUUUCGCUGCACCUUUGAGUAUUAUCAGGGUGGUGAUAAAGACGAAAAGUGUAGAGUUCAUGCCCUUUAGCUUAUCAUUGUCCCUUACACUCAGUGCUGUCGUCUGGUUUCUUUAUGGUCUUUCUCUAAAGGACUUCUACGUUGCCUUCCCAAAUGUGAUUGGUUUUCUUCUCGGUGCACUCCAAAUGAUCCUCUACGUGGUUUACAAAUACUGCAAAAGGACGCCGGAUUUGAUUGAGAAAGAAGUGGAGGCCGCUAAAUUGCCCGAAGUGAGCAUCGAUAUGAUGAAGCUGGGCACAGUAGCUUCUCCUGAGCCCGCAAUCUCAGUCGUCCGUCCAGGGAACACGUGUAACUGCAACAAUCGAACGGCUGAGAUUGAUGGUGGAUCGGACGUUAAAAACGGCAAGCAGUCCGCUAAAUAAGAGUGAGACGAUGCGUUGUUGACUUGUACUUGUACCCUUAUGUUCUGUUUGUACUCUUUUUUUUGGGGUUUAUAAGUAUGCGAAGCAGAGAAUUCUUACCCGGAAAUAUAUACAUUCUCGGAUGAUAUAUAUUUUCCGCAAUAGAUUUCUCUACGUCUUUUUAAUUUAAUGUAAUAUGUAUAUUUUCCAAUUAACGAACAAUUAUAAAUAAUAUUACCCGAUAAUUUAUCU
This is a messenger RNA of Tarenaya hassleriana, 1223 nucleotides long. Its product is annotated as bidirectional sugar transporter SWEET12-like. Gene Ontology annotation, molecular function: sugar transmembrane transporter activity. The record is from RefSeq and is a predicted model, not a curated record. Bases 135 to 992 code for a protein of 285 amino acids. Gene Ontology annotation, cellular component: membrane. The transcript is spliced from 6 exons. Lineage: Eukaryota; Viridiplantae; Streptophyta; Magnoliopsida; Brassicales; Cleomaceae. Gene Ontology annotation, biological process: carbohydrate transport.